This is a messenger RNA of Odocoileus virginianus texanus, 4199 nucleotides long. RefSeq names its product nuclear receptor coactivator 5 (gene NCOA5). NCBI's taxonomy places the organism in Eukaryota, Metazoa, Chordata, Mammalia, Artiodactyla, Cervidae. Gene Ontology annotation, cellular component: nucleoplasm. Gene Ontology annotation, biological process: regulation of signal transduction. The record is from RefSeq and is a predicted model, not a curated record.
CUAAAGUAUGAAAUUUUUAAUGUGCUUAUUUUUUAAGGCAUAUAAAAAUUAUCAGGUGUUAUCUUUGAGCAUAGAUUGGUACAUUUCUUUAGAUAUUUCUUUAUUUCUUACUUACAUAUGGUGUUUUUAUUACUUGCUUCAGCUUUUGCAAAGUAGGUUUGUUUUGUUUUUAGUCGAGAGGCUUUAACUACACAGAUUGGCUUCUGUGAGUUUAUGUUUCCACUGUUCUUUAUCUAGUUGUAUAUGCCAGGCUUCUGUAAUGAAAACUUACAAUGAGUGUUUUAUUACUUAACCUUACCAAAUGCCAGUUCUUAUUCAUAGGUACUUACCUAUGAAGGUUAUAAAUAUUAACAUGUCAUAUGCUUUGUUUAGAAAAAAACUAAUUUCUUUCCUACAUCUCAUUUUGGAAGAUUCUAUCCAAUAGAAUGCCACAAGGCAAAUUAAAAGGCACCCCUGCUUCAUGGAAUAUUAGAUGUUUUAAGACAGUGGAUUCCAGCCAUUACUUCCUUGUAAUAUAAAAUGGAACUACUUGCCCUUGCUCUCUCUCUCUUUUUAAAAUUCUCUUUCUUUCUUUCUGCUCUCCUCUAAAAAAGGAUCAUACAUCUGGCUCUCCAAGAGUUUAGAAGACAACCUUUUCCCCUUUUGGAGGGGGCAGUUUUUAGGUUUAAGCUUGGCAUUGUUAAAGCCUUGACAUAAUCAGUUUUACACAAAUUAUGUGUUAGCUAGAAAACUGAGGGACAUUCUCUACCAAGCCAUGACAACGUACUGCUGUAACUUAAUAAAAAUUGCCCAAGUGACUAUGCGUCUGCUGAAUGGAUUUUCUUACACCAUCUGGUUGUCAUUGUAGUUUUUUUGUUGUUGCUUUCAUUUGAAAUGUGCUGAUGAUCUUGUUUUUAUUCCGUAGCAUUGAACAGAUGGGUUGAUUAUUCUUUUCAGAUAUUAAUAAGGCAGCGGAAAGAAGAAAUAUGAAUACGGCUCCAUCAAGACCCAGCCCCACACGAAGAAAUCAGAAACGCACAAGCAAACAAUAAGAACGUGAACCUGUGUGAAGGGCCUGGCUGCUUUUUUAGAACAUACAUCAGGAGAUGCAGAGGAAGCUUUGUUUUCCGUGGCAAACCCAGCAAGUUCAGCUUGCACCAGAUCCAUAUGGCUUUGGAGAUGGUCGAGAUACAAGACGUGAUCGAUCGCCCAUUCGAGGAAGUCCAAGAAGAGAGCCCAGGGACGGCAGAAAUGGCCGGGAUGCUCGAGAUGGCAGAGACAUGCGAGACCCCCGAGAUUUGCGGGACCACAGAGAUACCAGAGACAUUCGGGAUCACCGAGACAGCAGAAGUAUGCGUGAUGCUCGGGACAUGAGGGAUCUUAGAGACUUUCGUGACCUGAGAGAAACUAGGAAUUUUCGAGAUCACCGAGAUCCCAUGUACGAUAGAUACAGAGAGAUGAGAGAGUCCCGAGAUCCCAUGUACAGGAGAGAAGGCUCUUACGACCGAUACCUGCGAAUGGAUGACUACUGCAGGAGGAAAGAUGAUGCUUACUUUGACCGUUACAGAGAUAGCUUUGAUGGACGAGGCCCUCCAGGCCCAGAAAGUCAGUCUCGUGCAAAAGAGCGUCUGAAACGUGAGGAACGUCGUAGAGAAGAGCUCUAUCGUCAGUAUUUUGAGGAAAUCCAGAGACGCUUUGAUGCCGAGAGGCCUGUUGAUUGUUCUGUGAUUGUGGUCAACAAGCAGACUAAAGAUUAUGCUGAAUCUGUGGGGCGGAAGGUCCGAGACCUAGGCAUGGUAGUAGAUUUGAUCUUCCUCAACACGGAAGUAUCACUGUCACAAGCCUUGGAGGAUGUUAGCAGGGGAGGGUCUCCCUUUGCUAUUGUCAUCACCCAGCAACACCAGAUUCACCGCUCCUGUACAGUCAACAUCAUGUUUGGAACCCCUCAAGAGCAUCGCAACAUGCCCCAGGCAGACGCCAUGGUGCUGGUGGCCAGAAAUUAUGAGCGCUAUAAGAAUGAGUGCCGGGAGAAGGAGCGCGAAGAGAUUGCCCGACAGGCGGCCAAGAUGGCUGAUGAAGCCAUCCUCCAGGAAAGAGAGCGAGGAGGCCCUGAGGAAGGGAUGCGCGGGGGGCACCCUCCAGCCAUCCAAAGCCUCAUCAACCUGCUGGCCGACAACAGGUACCUCACUGCUGAAGAGACUGACAAGAUCAUCAACUACCUUCGAGAGAGGAAGGAGCGGCUUAUGAGGAGCAGCGCCGACUCUCUGCCUGGCCCGAUUUCCCGUCAACCACUCGGGGCGACCUCGGGUGCCUCACUGAAGACACAGCCAAGCUCUCAACCGCUCCAGAGUGGCCAAGUGCUCCCGUCUGCUACACCCACUCCAGCUGCACCCCCCACCUCCCAGCAAGAGCUUCAGGCCAAAAUCCUCAGCCUCUUCAAUAGUGGCACGGUUGCGGCCAAUAGCAGCUCUGCAUCCCCCUCAGUUGCUGCCGGAAACACCCAGAACCAGAAUUUUUCCACAGCAGCGAACAGCCAGCCUCAGCAAAGAUCACAGGCCUCUGGCAAUCAGCCUCCAAGCAUUUUGGGACAGGCAGGAUCUGCUCGGAACAUGGGCCCCAGGCCUGGGGCUCCUUCCCAAGGGCUCUUUGGCCAGCCUUCCACCCUCCUGGCACCCGGCAGCAACUUGGCUAGCCAGAGGCCCGUGUCUUCCACAAGUAUCAACUUUGACAAUCCAAGCGUACAGAAAGCUCUGGACACCCUGAUCCAGAGUGGCCCUGCUCUCUCCCACCUGGUUAGCCAGACCACAGCACAGGUGGGGCAGCCGCAGGCCCCCAUGGGAUCGUACCAGAGGCAUUACUGAGGCUAAAUCUCAACUUCCCCCAGGCCCCUCUUCCCCUGGCCUCCUACCUGUUGCGUUCUAAGUAGAGUUACUUGGAGGAUGUUCUCUGCGCAUAUCCAGGUCCACAUCGAAUGUCAUAAGUUUCUACCACCUGCUCUCUUCUGCCCAAGGCGGUUGUUACUUAUUCCUUCCAGAGUCAGAGUUUGUACUGCCUUGGAGGUGUAUUUUUUGUUGUUGGGGUUAUUUUUUUUUUCUUUCUUUUUUUCUUUUUUUUUUUGAUAGAAAAUAAAUAUCUCUGGGGUCAUGGGCAGUAUAGGUGUCUGGGCUCCGUUUGUAUUUCAUUUGUCUCUGUCAGCUCGAUGUGGGGGCAGGGGAGGAGAAGCAGCCAGGCCCCUGCUGGCUGCGUGUGGGGUGGUCCUUCCAUUGCAAGAGCCACAGCCUUUGUUCGUUUUGAGCCUCCCCAGGCUUUCUGGCCCCACGCAGGCCCACCUGAGCACGAGCUCCUGCCUGCGUCCCUGUGUAGGGUGGUAGAGCGCAGGCUGGGCCUGGUGGGCACGGCGCCAGCGCGCCCCGUCCCGCAUGUGUGGGGGCGGUCUGAGGGGUGCUAAGCAGGCUGCUCUGGAGUUGGAGAGGGGCCAUGGCAGGUACUUUUCUGCCUGACCCAGAGUAGUUGGUUCUUGGUUUUUCUUUUUUCUUUUUUCCUUUGUGGCUUUCAUUGCAAUGGAAGAUUUUCCAUGAACUGAACAGCACUGGUCACCAGCAGUUUAACCCAAACUGUGAAUCUGGGCCCCAACCACUCUUAACCCUUUAACAUUUGUCAGCCUCUUCCUCACCAGUGGUAGUUUCAUGGAGUUGGCUCUGAGAAGACUGCUCUAGACUCUGGCAGUGAACACCUGUUUUUUCAGUGAUUGCUUUGAGCUUUUGGCCCAGAAAUCAGGCUCUUGUUCUGUUUUCUGAGCAGCAGGAGGUAGGGACCAUUUUGAUGUCAGACUUUUGGUAGCCAGACAUGUUCUUGAUGCAGCAGGCUGUUCAAAACUUUUGAGCCAGAGUGAAUUUACUGGAGGGAGGACCUCUGCCUGCUGCUCUUAAGUGGAGCCAAAGGAAGCUGCCUUCUCCCUAGGGAUGGUGCUCCUUAGAGCCUUGUGGAUCAGCCUCAAGGGACCCCUGGCGGAGACACGGGAGAGCAGUGACUUCAGCUGAGUCCUUGCCAGUAGCUGAGUAAACAUUGGUUUCCAAAACUCAAGGUCCCCAGAUGGCAGUGUUUUAUGUUCUGACCUGUUUGUGUUAUAUAGUGGUUUUUUUUUCCUCUUUGAAACUCCUGUGUUGUUAAUAAGAUGAAAUGAUUACUUUUUAAUUAAAAUGGAAAAGUGAAAGCUGUGU